UUUGUACAAUGAAGUUGUCAGUUAAACAUUCGACGUUAUUUUGUUUUAUUAAAUCACAAUUACAUGGUUACAGUUAAUAUAAAUGCAAAAUGGUAAAUAUAAUUAAUGAGACCGCUGUGAAAAAUAUUGGAAAGGUUUUAAACGACCCUUCUAGACCUAUGAAAGAAAGAUUUCGGGCUUUAUUUACGCUUCGAAACUUAGGAGGUAAUACCGCAAUAAAUUGUAUCAACGACUGCUUUAGCGAUGAUUCAGUUCUUUUAAAACAUGAAUUAGCCUACUGCCUUGGUCAGAUGCAAGACAAAACAGCUAUACCUCUUCUAAGAAAUGUCUUGGAGGAUAAAACUCAAGAUCCAAUUGUUCGGCAUGAAGCAGGUGAAGCAUUGGGUGCUAUUGGUGAUCCACAUCUACAGGAAUUAUUAGAAAAAUAUCAAUAUGAUUCUGCAAUUGAAGUAGCUGAGACCUGUCAGAUAGCAUUAGAAAGACUUAAUUGGAUUGGAAAACAGAAUAGUGAAAAAUUAAGCAGUAGUAAAUUUCUCUCUAUUGAUCCAGCACCACCAAGUACUGAAGAAGAUGUAGAUGUCUUAAAGAAUACUAUGAUGGAUGAAAGUAAAACCUUAUUUGAUAGAUACAGGGCUAUGUUCAGUUUAAGGAACUUGGGUACAACUGAGAGUAUCAAUGCUUUGGGUGAAGGAUUCAAAGCAAGUAGUGCUCUGUUCCGUCAUGAAGUUGCUUUUAUCUUUGGACAAAUGCAAGAUGAGCGUAGCAUUCCAUUUUUGAAACACACACUUGAAGACACAUCUGAACAUGAAAUGGUGCGACAUGAGGCAGCUGAGGCACUUGGUUCAAUUGCUACUGCUGAAUGUACAGAGGUUCUUAAAAAGUACUUAAAUGACCCUCGCCCGGUGGUGCGUGAGAGUUGCGAAGUUGCUCUCGAUAUGUCUGAGUAUGAGAACAGUACGGAAUUGCAAUACGCUAAUACAUUGCUUUCCGUCGAGAGUUAGAUUUUGUAUAGAGCUAUUCAUAAUGUUUGAAGACCCCUUAUUCAAAUUUCUGUUACUUUGACUAUUUAAUGCAAGGUGAUUCUGUGUCUGCUUGAAGUUUUUCGCCGGUUCGAACCCAAUACCUAAUUGAGUAAUGUGAUUA
Messenger RNA from Pieris napi, 1143 nucleotides. It is a transcript of the gene nero, whose product is annotated as deoxyhypusine hydroxylase. Gene Ontology annotation, molecular function: deoxyhypusine monooxygenase activity. The transcript has 4 exons. The record is from RefSeq and is a predicted model, not a curated record. Gene Ontology annotation, biological process: peptidyl-hypusine biosynthetic process. Bases 90 to 1001 code for a protein of 303 amino acids. Lineage: Eukaryota; Metazoa; Arthropoda; Insecta; Lepidoptera; Pieridae.